Molecule: messenger RNA, 1790 nt
Organism: Wyeomyia smithii (pitcher-plant mosquito)
Lineage: Eukaryota; Metazoa; Arthropoda; Insecta; Diptera; Culicidae
Product: rhythmically expressed gene 2 protein-like
Exons: 2
Coding region: 264-1055 (263 amino acids)
Source: RefSeq, a predicted model, not a curated record
UUUUUUCGUGUCCCAAAAACGGAUUUUUGGCAGAAAUGUCAGCAAAAAAUAUAUGUACAUCCAAGGAAUUCACAAUGUGCGACUCAGAAAACGGCCUGAAUUCGUUAAUAAAAGUGGUUUUUGAAAAAUAAAGAGAAUAAAUGAAAAAUAUAGAAUACAUUAUGUAUUACUAGUUUUUCAUUUAGACGUCACAACUGUAUCAAAUUUCUUCACUGCAACAGCCCACGUAAAAGUUGUCUGCAUGCUCAAUUUUAAAAGCAAUAAUGGCGAUUGGUAUCGGAUCCAGUCGAGUUGCACAAAACUUGGGUCGCUUCAAACUGGUAACUUUCGAUGUUACGGAUACACUUUUAAAGUUCUCUCGUCCGCCUGAAGUCCAGUAUGCCAUGGCAGCCAGAUUGAAUGGCUGCACAGGUAUAAACGAGCAAGCAUUAGCCGAAUGCUUCAGAACUCAUUUCAAACGGAUGGCUCGCAACUAUCCUAAUUUUGGCAAAUCUUCCGGUUUUGAUUGGCGCUGGUGGUGGCGAUCCCUAGUGAUGGACAUAUUCCGUGAUUCACAUACCCACAUCGACGAGACAAUGUUACGUCGCGUAGCUGACCAGCUUAUAGAAAACUAUAAAACGAAAGACUGUUGGACCAAAGUUUCAUUGGCUAAUGAAAUUGUGGAAAUUGCGAAAGCAUGCCAAAAACACGUAGGAAUAAUAUCCAACUUUGAUCCACGACUGGGCGAUAUUCUGGAAGCAAUGGCUUUGCCAAAAGUAGAUUUCGUUCUUACCAGUUACGACGCUGACAGUCAAAAGCCGUGCUGUCGAAUAUUUGAUCUCGCUUUAAGUAAGUGCAAUACUCACGUGCUUCCUAAUGAAGCACUGCACAUUGGGAAUACACCCAAAUUAGAUUACAUGGAGUCAAAAAGUGCAGGUUGGUCCAGUGCGCUGGUAAAUGUAACGCUAGAAGCAGAACGGGAAAUUUCCUUGAACUCAGAAAUUAAUCCAAAGCAUGUAUUCAAAAAUUUUGACGAGUUUAUUCACGUAUUAGAGUCGACAGAAGUCGCGUGGUAAUUGUACAGAUAGAUAAUUUAUAAUUUAGGUGAAAUUGUUUUGUUCUAGAGUGUAAAUAAUAAAUUAGUGUUUCCUAACAAAAAGCUUGAUUACUAGUUAUGUUAGAUUUCCACAUGGUUGGCUAUAGAGGUAUAACGCCACUAAGUAACAACAAAAUAUUAAAUUGCAUUCAUUCUACCAACAUUUAUUCUUGUUUUAAAGUUAUUGACACCAUCAGCAUCUAAAAAGUGUGAGCAUUUCGACAUAUUCCACAUCCAAGAGCAAAUUCCUCUCCCGUGGGCGGAUGAAUUACGUGUAAAGGACAUUCUUCACCAAUGAGCUGCUUUGCUUUUGGUCCAGCGGGACACUUGGGCAGUUUAUUUUUUGGAAUGUUCGUCAAUCGUUGAAAGUCGUCAUGGCAGGUGUCACAAAAAUGAGUUGUUCCAAAGCAAAAAAACACAGCCACUGAGCAGCAGUAACGGCACUUGUAUUCUAGGAAAUCUGUUCCAUGUUUAGGGCACAUCUAAGAACAAAAAUGUAAACUAUGGGUUACAGUUUUUUUUACAUUGCCGAGAUAGUACCUUUGCUUUUACUACGUCACUGCAGCCUCCACAAACCAACUCCUGUGGAUUAUAGUUUUCACCGAGUUCUGCGUCGCACCGCGCCUCGCCACCAUAAUAAGCCUAGCCGAAAACAAAAAUUUACAUGUUGGUACAAAUAAUAUGCUAGUUACAACGAACUUCAUAAAUCAACGAU